UUCUCUCUAUUCCACUUGCGUGAAUUUGAAGCGACCGCUCAAACUCAGAUCACUUACAAAUAAAUAAUAAUUUUUAUAUUGAGAAAAAUUAGUUGGAUGGAUCCGGACGCAGUAGCCAAGGCGUUCGUCGAGCACUACUACACGACGUUCGAUGCGAACCGGGCCGGUCUAGCCAAUCUCUACCAGGACGGUUCAAUGUUGACCUUCGAGGGUCAAAAGAUCCAAGGCUCUCAGAGCAUCGUCGCUAAGCUCACCAGCCUUCCUUUCCAGCAGUGUCAGCACAGCAUCACCACCGUCGAUUGUCAGCCCUCCGGCGCUGGCGGCAUGCUGGUUUUCGUCAGUGGUACCCUCCAACUCGCCGGCGAACAGCAUGCUCUCAAGUUCAGCCAGAUGUUUCAUUUGAUGCCAACACCGCAGGGAAGCUUCUACGUGUUGAAUGACAUAUUCAGGUUGAACUAUGCAUAAAGAUGCAAUCCAAGGAUACAAAACAAACAAUGUUUUGGCUCUCAUCUCCCUGUUCAGUUUUAGGCGUUCUUAAAUGUGAAAACGGAAAAUUCUUUUUAUGUUUUAAUCAUGAUUUCCAUGUGUCUUCAAAAAUUUCAGAGCUUUCUUUGUUGCAUGAUUGGCGGAGUUAGUGAAAGACAAUAUUUAUGAAUUGGAUGUUUGAUUGAAA
Molecule: messenger RNA, 673 nt
Organism: Gossypium raimondii (Peruvian cotton)
Lineage: Eukaryota; Viridiplantae; Streptophyta; Magnoliopsida; Malvales; Malvaceae
Product: nuclear transport factor 2B
Exons: 2
Coding region: 97-465 (122 amino acids)
Biological process (GO): nucleocytoplasmic transport
Cellular component (GO): nuclear pore central transport channel
Source: RefSeq, a predicted model, not a curated record